UUUUUGUUGCCCUGUAGCGUUCAUGUAUGUAAUUGCAAGUGUCCCAUUUUGCAACUACAUUUAUAUAUAGAGUUUUUUUUGUGUUUCGUCUGAUAAGACAGAUGUGCCACCCCAAAAAAAAACGCAUUUGGGAAAUAAUACGCUGCAAGAACAACAACAACAACCCUGUGUGUGUGUGUGUGAACAGUGUAGCCUUGAUGCAGCGCCCACGUUGAAAAAAAAAGGAAAAAGAAUUAUGCUGCAAAGAGCGUAAAAAACGAUUUUCUGUAUUCUCCAGUGCACAAGUGUGUGUGUGUUCCAUUGUUUGGCAGCAGUUUUCUUAACCUAUUCCAAACGAUUCGGGAACAAUUUCCAAUUUCCUGUCGCCAUCGCUCUCUGGCGCUGCUUCUUCUUCGCUUAACCCAUUGCUGCCCGCUUCAAGUGAAUUUUCCUACGCGGCAUUUGUUAGGGUUGAUUUUCACCACGUGGUGAGCGAAUAGACACGAGAUAAUCACUAAUUGUCGCCCGAAAUCGAGAAGAAGUCAAUCCACGUCGAUAAUCAGCAAGAGAGCAGCGAAAAAUUCAUCAGGGGACAUGACGGAUGCACAGAACAUCCACAUUCAAAAUGGUGGCAGAAGCGAGGUGGUUCAAUCCAACGGGGUGACCAGUAAUGGACACCACCACCACCACAGCAGCGGGAGCAAGCAUAAAUCCCAUAGCAAGGACAAGCACCGUGAUAAGGACAGGGAGCACAAGAGCUCCGGAUCCUCCAGCUCCUCGAAGGACCACAAGAGCAGUCGCGACAAGGACCGCCACAAGAGCAGCAGCUCGUCGUCGAAGCAUCGGGACAAGGAACGCGACAGUAGCAGCAGCUCGCAUCGCAGCAGCUCCUCGUCAAGCCACAAGGACAAGGAUGGGAGCAGCAAGCACAAGUCCUCAUCAUCGUCCUCGUCCGGCCACCACAAGAGCUCCUCGAAGGACAAGGAGCGGCGUGACAAGGACAAGGAUCGCAGCAGCAGCUCCUCCAGUCGGCACAAAUCCUCAUCUAGCUCCCGUGAUAAAGAGCGCAGCAGCAGUCACAAGAGCUCCUCGUCGUCGUCCUCAUCGAAGAGCAAACAUUCCAGUUCGAGGCACGGUGGCUCGUCAUCGACCUCGAAGGAACCGCCAUCGUACGAUGGAGUGUUUGUCAAGCCGGAGCCCGUUUCCCAACCCCUGAUUCCCGGGGGUCUGAUCGAACCCUUCCAUGUGCCGGAGGAGUUUAACAGCUACAACCCGAAUACCGCCAUCAAUUGCAACGGCAAUGGCAACGAUGGCGGAGCGAACUACAAGAACGGCUACGAGGACUCGAUUGUGGAAAUCAAGAAGGAGGAAAGCUUCAACAAUCUGUCGCAGGCCAGCUCCUGUGAUUACUCCCUGUCCCAGUUUCGUUCCGAUGAGCCGCCAUUCGAGGUGAAGCACGAGCAGAGCUACGCCGAAGAUGAUAGCACCAUGAACGAUAAUGAACAAUACGAGGAGCCCGAGGAGAUGGAUGAGGACGAGGAGGAUGUGCCGCUGGCAAUGCGGAAGCGCAAGCAGGAGGCACCCGAUCAGGCCCAUGGCGGCAUGGAUGACGACGACGACGACAUUCCGCUGCUGGCGCGCAAGAAGCCCAAGAAGGAGUCCAAGGAGAAGAAGUCGAAGAAGCGUGUGAAGGAGGAGGCCGACGACAUGUACGCCAACGUCAAGCCCAAGAAGAUAAAGAUCAAAAAGGAGGCCGAGGUCAAGACCGAGGCCGUAUCCCCCGCCAAACGCCAGAAGAUCAAGGAGGAGGAGGAGGAGGUGUGGCGCUGGUGGGAGGAGGAGAAGCGCGCAGAUGGCGUCAAGUGGUCAACUCUGGAGCACAAGGGACCCGUGUUCGCUCCGCCGUACGAGCGUGUGCCCCGCAAUGUUCGUUUCUACUACGAUGGCAAGCCGCUGGAACUCUCCGAGGAAACAGAGGAGGCGGCCACCUUCUACGCGAAGAUGUUGAACCAUGACUACUGCACCAAGGAAGUGUUCAACAAUAACUUCUUCAAAGACUUCCGCAAGUCGAUGACGUCCAAGGAGAAGGAGAUUAUCAAGGAUUUCCGCAAGUGCAACUUCCAGGAGAUGUUUAACUUCUUCCAGGCAGAGUCCGAGAAGCGCAAGGCGGCCACCAAGGAGGAGAAGCUGGUCAAAAAGAACGAGAACGAGGCCUUGAUGAAGGAGUACGGAUUCUGUAUGAUUGACGGCCACAAGGAGAAGAUAGGCAACUUCCGUCUGGAGCCGCCAGGCCUGUUUCGCGGCCGUGGUGAGCAUCCCAAAAUGGGCAUGAUUAAACGACGCAUCCACGCCAGCGAUGUGUCGAUUAACUGUGGCAAGGAUUCGAAGGUGCCGCCACCUCCGGGCGGCUCGCGUUGGAAGGAAGUGCGCCACGACAACACGGUCACCUGGCUGGCCUCCUGGAUUGAGAACGUACAGGGACAGGUCAAGUACAUCAUGCUGAAUCCCUCCUCGAAACUCAAGGGCGAGAAGGAUCACAUUAAGUACGAGACGGCGCGUCGCCUGGACAAGGUCAUUGAUAAGAUCCGUGCCACUUAUCGCGACGAGUGGAAGUCCAAGGAGAUGAGGGUUCGCCAGCGAGCUGUUGCCCUCUACUUCAUCGAUAAACUGGCGCUGCGUGCGGGUAACGAGAAGGAUGAGGACCAGGCUGAUACCGUGGGCUGUUGCUCGCUGCGCGUGGAGCACGUCCAGCUGCACAAGGAGCUGAAUGGCAAGGAGAACGUUGUGGUGUUCGACUUCCCCGGUAAGGAUUCCAUUCGCUACUACAACGAGGUCGAGGUGGAGAAGCGUGUCUUUAAGAACCUCGAGCUGUUUAUGGAGCACAAGAAAGACGGCGACGACCUCUUUGAUCGACUCAAUACCCAGGUGCUUAACGAGCAUCUGAAGGAGCUAAUGGAUGGACUCACGGCCAAGGUAUUCCGUACGUACAACGCCUCAAAAACACUGCAAAGCCAGUUGGAUCUGCUCACCGAUCCGAGUGCUACCGUGCCGGAAAAGCUGUUGGCCUACAAUCGCGCCAACCGUGCCGUGGCCAUCCUCUGUAACCAUCAGCGUUCCGUGCCCAAGGGCCACGAGAAGUCGAUGGAAAACCUGAAGGAGAAGAUCAAGGCCAAGCGUGAUGCCAUCGAUGAUUGCGAGGCCGAGUAUCAUGAUUUUAAGAAGGCCGCCAAACGUGGCUCCGUCAAGGAGAAGGUCAAUGCCGACAAGAAGGGCAAACAGCUGGAGCGCCUGAAGGAUCAGCUGAAGAAACUAGAAUUACAAGAGACUGAUAGAGACGAGAAUAAGACCAUUGCCCUGGGCACAUCUAAGCUAAACUAUCUUGAUCCACGCAUUUCGGUGGCUUGGUGUAAAAAGAAUGGAGUGCCGAUCGAGAAGAUAUUUAACAAAACGCAAAGAACCAAAUUUCUGUGGGCCGUCCACAUGGCCGACGAGGAUUAUCGUUUUUAAUUGGUUUCUCACAACCACGCCUAGAUAUACACGCAAUGCCCCCCACACACA
This is a messenger RNA of Drosophila rhopaloa, 3537 nucleotides long. RefSeq names its product DNA topoisomerase 1 (gene Top1). Gene Ontology annotation, biological process: DNA replication; chromosome segregation; DNA topological change. The transcript has 8 exons. Gene Ontology annotation, molecular function: DNA topoisomerase type I (single strand cut, ATP-independent) activity; DNA binding. Bases 574 to 3486 code for a protein of 970 amino acids. Lineage: Eukaryota; Metazoa; Arthropoda; Insecta; Diptera; Drosophilidae. The record is from RefSeq and is a predicted model, not a curated record. Gene Ontology annotation, cellular component: chromosome; nucleolus.